Bactrocera tryoni is the source of this 3729-nucleotide messenger RNA. It is a transcript of the gene tous, whose product is annotated as cilia- and flagella-associated protein 57. NCBI's taxonomy places the organism in Eukaryota, Metazoa, Arthropoda, Insecta, Diptera, Tephritidae. Gene Ontology annotation, molecular function: protein binding. The record is from RefSeq and is a predicted model, not a curated record. Bases 201 to 3686 code for a protein of 1161 amino acids. The transcript is spliced from 6 exons.
CUCAUAUAUUUUUCACGCAUAUUUUGUGAGCAGCUUUUCUGUGUUUUGCUUGUUGCAUUGCGCACAAAGCGGUUGCGAACCAAUUUGUUUGAUCAAUGAUUGUGUUGUUUGCUGUGCGAAGUGAAGGAAUUUGCUGAUUUUUGCUGUGAAGGAAUUUUCUUUUGUGUAAACUCGAUUUAGUUUCAUAAAUAGGCGAACUCAUGGAGCCGAACAACGCGGGCGAUGCAUCAGCUGCAGCUGUUAACAUACGGCCAAAGAAUAUCUAUGGAUUGCGCACGGAUGUGGUGGGUAAUAUACACUUUAAUCUAUAUCAGGAAGUCAUCUAUCCUGUGGAAGGUGUGUUGGCGUUCCAUGACUAUGUGAGCAAUAAGCAGAGAUUUCUCAGACUGCCAGAAGGCAUAUAUCCGGAGUACAUAGCGAUGAGUGUGCAGCGCAAAUUGUUGGCGAUUAUUGAAACGUGCCCCAAAGUUGGCACCUCGAUCUCCAUCUAUGAUUUGACAACACUCAAGAAACGACGAAGCUUGCCAUUUCCGAAUGCCAACGCCAAAGCAGCAUUUAUGGCGUUCACCUGUGAUGCCAAAACGAUUGUGCUCCUCACCAAACCACCUGAGGAGACCUUAUAUAUGCUAAUGCUGGACAAGAGCGGCACUGUGAUCGAGGCGCGACCCACGGCGAAUAUGGCAAGAGGCAAUGUCGAAUGUUUGGCUUGCAAUCCGCAAGAUCAUUGCCUUAUAUCCGUAGCCGGUGACGGUGUGUUGCUCUUAAUGACCAAGUCCGAGAAGGGCAUAAGCAUUAGCAAUAACAUUAAAGUCGACUUCCAUACCACUUCGAUCGCCUACAUUGCCUCGGAUUUGAUAUUGAUCGGCACCAGUCACAAUGAACUGCUGCUGAUAGAGAACGGCGAGAUAAAACAAAGGCAGAAGGCAUACGAUGCCGAUCUUAUCGAUAUUAUAUGGGACCAAGAUCUGUUGAACAAAGAGUUGGAACAUAAGAUAAUGACCGACAAAAAGCUCACCGAUCAACGUGUCUUGUGUCUGACCGCAUUUCCACGAGGUUUCGCUUUUGUCAUGUUCAAUAAGGUGUUCGUUUUCGAGCGUGUCUCCAAAUUUAAAUUGGAACGAAAGACUGUGCUAACUAUACCCAUAGGAUUCGCGCCAGAGCAAACUUAUCAAAUUACAAAUAUGGCGAUUUGCUCGCGUCAAGAGACGGUCAUUGUGACGACUAAGCAUGCGCAGAUCUAUGUGGGCAUCUUGAUUGUGCCGGAGACAUUGAAGGCCAAGCAAUUGCAAUUUCAGCCGCUUGGCGCAUGGAUCCAUCUCGCCGAGAUCACCAGCAUGUCGGUUUGUGCCUGGAAGCCGAUCAUUAUGACGGCGUCACGUGAUCAGACUGUGCGCAUUUGGAAUUACGAAACAGAGAAGGUCGAAUUGGUGCGUAAGUUUCAGGUGGACGUGAAUAUCGUAGAGCUGAAUUCGACCGGUUUGAUGGCCGCCAUUGGAUUCUCGGACCAGCUGCGCAUCACACAAAUAUUCAUGGACGAAUUGAAUAUUGUGAAAACAUACAACUUUCCACGCUGCAAGGAUGUCAAAUACUCGAAUUAUGGUCAUUUCAUGGCCGCCGCCUAUGACAAUAUCAUCAGCAUAACCUCUGUUUACAAUUUAGACAUUUUAAAGCAAUUAAAGGGACACAAUGGCAUAGUACUCUCUUUAGCUUGGACCGGCACGGACAAAUAUCUUAUAUCGGGUGGCGCUGAGGGCGCGAUCUAUCAGUGGGACGUUGAAACGGGUACACGCGUGCAGGAGAUUGUGCAGAAGGGCACCGAGUACCGUUCGGUCUGCUGCACCUUCAACGAACCACUCUCCAUCUAUGCGGCAACAAACUUUGGCGUGCUGCGCGAGUUCCAGAAUUCAGAAAUCGUACGUGAGAUCGUUGUACCCUCCAAGGUGCGUGCGCCACUGACAGAUAUGUGCCUGUCACGUUCGGAUCUCAUUAUGUUUGUGGGCAAUGAAUACGGUGACUUAUUCAACAUACAACUGCCAUUCAUGGAUGCUGGGGGCGCUUCUUGUACGCUCUUUCGUUUCUUCACGAGUCAAAUCAACAAACUCUUCUUCUCGUAUGACGGCACGCUGCUAUUAGCGAUCUCAAAGAAUGGCACGCUGGCGAUAUGGGCGAUGGACAAUAUCGACGGUAAAGUCGCCUCAAUGGAUGCCGAUUUGCUGCGCAGUCAAGAAGUACUUAUACCACGCAACAUAUUACAUGAGAAGAACGAGCAAAUCACAAACUUGGAGAUACGUUUGCGACAGCAAGCCGAAGAGUUUCAAUAUCAGCUGAGCCAGAAUGAGAUCUUUGAUGGCCAGCAGCUGGCCGAAGUGCAUCGUAGCUAUUGUCAAGCGCUCGAAGAGCUGAAGAAGAAAAACAACGAGAUUGAGCAAAGACACGCCGAAGAGAUGAAUCAGGUUACAUUCCAAAUAAAUGAUCUACGUGACGAGCACAAAAAGCAAUUGAAUAACUUAGCGGAUCAAUAUUCGGAACGCAUGUUGAUUGAAUACCAGAAGUUUAGCAAUUUGCGAGACAGUAUGUUGGCGUUACGCGAGAAUUAUGAGAACAAAUUGAAGACUUCUGCGGGCAUACUGCAGGACACAGUGGAGGGAUUAGAAACAGACUACAAACGGCAGUUGGACGAACGUAAAGAGUUGAUACGUGGUCUUAUGAAAGAGAUGCAGGACAAGAAGAUCGAAUUCUUCGAAUACUGUCGUCGAGUAGAGGAGGAGAAUGAUCGGAAUAUGGUGGAGAUGCAAUUGCAGUAUGAAAACAAACUGAACAACGAACAGAACUCAACACAGUUGUGGCGCGGCAAAUCAGGCGUUUUAGAGAAACGAUAUCAAACACUAAGCAAUGACAUUGAGAAAUUGCUCGAGGAGGUGGACACAUUAAAAGAAGAACAUAAUAAAUCACAGAAGAACAUCACACGCUUAACGCGUUCUAUUGACGACUUGCUUAAGGACAUUUCCGAUCGUGACUACGCCAUUAACGCCAAGGAGAAACGCAUACAAGAACUGCUGCAUAAGAAUCAGGAAUUGGACAAAUACAAGCAAGUGCUAUCGCAUAAAAUCGCCGAACUCAAGGCGCAAAUAGAACCACGCGAGUUCCAAAUUAAUGAUAAACGGAAACAUAUACUCGAAAUGGAAAAUGAAUUGGAGGGUUUGAAUCAGAACAAUAUACAAUUGGAGCUACAACUAAAAGAACUGAAGGACAAGUACCUCAGUAAUGUGGAAGAGCUGAAAGUGGAGCGGCAUCGAUCGCGCGCUGGUAGAGAGUGUAUUACCAGCAUUUGUAGCGAAAUCUAUCACGUCGCGGCAUUUGUAGAUUCACCAAAGCGAUUGCAGGUGAAGGUUAAGGAGUUGUUCCAGCGUCAUGCAAGUGAUGAUGAACUUAAAAGACAUAUCUCAUUGGAUGCCGAGGUGCGUGAUGAAUUUCAGCGACAACGUGCACAAAUCGAGCGCAUAUUGAAAAUUCACAAAGAACGUAAGCCAACUCAAGACGAGACGAAGAAAUAUGAAAAGCUUUUCAAAGAAAAUGUGAUCCUUCUUAGUGAAGUCGAAAAAUUACGCGAGGAAAAUGUCCAAAUGCGCAAUCGUUUGAAGAAGGACAUGGCAAAACAAAAAACAACAGUAAAACCGAAUUCUUAACUAUUUAUAGUCCACUUUUGAUAUAAAUUCUUUAGAACUGACG